AUAAUAGAAAAUAAUUGACAUUAUACAACACAUACCUGUUUGAUUUAUUCUUCAGUUAAUUAGGUUCAAGCACUUGUACACAGCAAUUGCAGUAGUUACAAGACCAAAUGAAACUAUUGCCAUUGUUUUAUAACCUGUUCCUAGAAUUCAAAAUGAGUACAGAGAAAGUCCAGGCAUGUUAUCACCUAGAUUUUAUUUACUUACAUAUACCACAUGAGAUUUCUGAUGUUAAGAGUUCAUAUUUUGUUAUAAUAAAGCAAAAGCCAGAAGAAUUUCUCAAAUUUUUAUUGUUCUGAAAGCAUUACUGGGUUAAUAAUACUAUUUAUAAUUUUUUUAAGUCCAAGUAAUAGUAAAACAUAGAAGGUGAUGUAUUAAAACAUUUUACAUUUUUACUAAAAUUCAAAGUUGCAGGAGGAAGAAAUAUAACUGGAGAUGUCAGAGUGCUACGAUUCCCCAAGGCAUUAUGAAAAGCUCUACACAACACACACAUUGGGUAUCUGCAGGUGUACAAAUGUUUUCUGCCUGUUCAGAGCAGUUGGUAAGUUAUUGAACCUACAGACAUGUGCUCUGGAUUUCUUGGCAGCCUAGUUAGAAGUUUCUACUCAUUAUCACUCACAAUACCUUGGCUCUUCAACAAACCUUACAAAUUAACAACUACUUCAGGAAGCAGUAGAAGAUCCUGGGGCAAGUACCAUAAGUUUGCCCUGACAAACAUAUUCCUUCACAGACAUCAGCCGGUGUCUCACAGUAAAAAACCAGCCAGAUGCUGUAGACAGACAAACUGAAUUAUCCAGGUCAGCUGUACUCCUUGGAGCUGUGCUUUGUACUAAAGGACAGAAGCACUAGAAAGUGAGCCCUGUGUGAGAUGCUGCAUACCUGUGGGUGCCAGAGCUUCAGAGGAGCAGAAGCUCCUGCCACCUACCCAAUUACUGGGUUGAUAGUGUGUUUUCCAACUCUUAACUGACAGACCAACAUAGGAAAAAGAACAGCUUGCUGCCAGCACAGCUCUAAAGCACUCCUGUUCUGUCAAGGCUGAGCUAAAUGAAAAGUACCUGCAAGAGAGCAUACAUGGCUUUUGCUUUAUUAAUUGAACAAAACUGUAUAAAUACUUAAUGUGAGGGGAAAAAUAAUUAUUGGAUGAUAAGUAUUAAACCACAUACAAUCAACUCUGAAAUUUGUCUCCUCUGUAGCCAGACAGUUAAAGUCAAAGGAAAAAAAACAUUUCAAUUACCCAAAGGCAAAUACAGGCUCUACAGCAAGGAAAUGAAAACAAUGAGAAGAACAAUUCUGUUUGUGAGAGACACUUUGCCCAGAAAGGAUUAAAUGAACUUUUCUCAUUUGGAGAAAAGAUGGUGUACCAAACAUGUUUCUUAUUCAAAAUCUACUUAGUCCAGCAUGACAUAUUUUCCCAUGAAAUAUCUUACCAAGAAGUUACUUUGGCAAGGCAGGUGCUUUUCCAGGAAGUUUAGCAGGGAACAGUGGCCAAUUUCCUAGUGCUUUGCCUUGAAUAGCAGCAUGGUUCCCUGCACUAAGCUAAAGGAUAAAACAAGAAGCACUAGCUAAGAGGCACAUGGCCAAUGAAUGUGUGGUUUCUAUCACUGACAUUAAGAGAUUACCUAAAUUUCAGCUGACCCUAUCUGCUUUCCAGAUAAGGCAGAAAACCCCAAACCAAACAAAAACAGCCAACAACAACCAGCCCCACACAACAACAAUGCAACAGUAGUAUGCAGAAACUUUUAUAUUUCCUUCUACAUGGUAAUAGAUACAUUUCAAAGACAUUUUAAAGGAAAAACUGAAGUUUACUUUUCUUUCUACAUUCUUAGCAAGCAUAUUUCACUGUUUUAUUUGCAGCAGAGAAAGGUCCACUUUCAGUAAGAAAACACAAACAUAGUUAAUUAGGUACUAAUACAUAGUUAAUUAGGUACUAAUAAAUAUUUCUAGCCAUUAGGUCUGUAUAAUGCAACCUGACAUAAUAGAAAUCAAAACACAAAGUAAGUAUUUCAGCUUUAACAUGGUAGCAGUCUAAGCCAUUAUCAAAUUUCCAGAAUUUCAGCUCUUUCAUGAAACCAGUUUCAAAACUAUGAUGCAUCACACAACAAUCCAUCUUACUUAUGUAGAUUAGUUCCUCUUCUUAAAUUGCCUUAACCAAAGCUAAGGCUUUAUAAACAACACAAAUGGACAUCACUUUUUCUGUGAACUUUGCUAUAUUGAUCCACCAAAAGGAACUAUUCUGUUCUAAAAACAUACAAAGAAACAAAUUAGGUAUGACAAAGAAAUGUUUUAGUUCUAAACAGGUGGGAUUAGAAGGAUUAUAGAAAAGGUUACCCCUUGAUAUGAGUCAUUUUAAAAGCAUGAACUCAUCAGCUACUGAAGUAGUUUCCAUUCAACCUGUAAAAUAUAUAAAGAGUGCCAUUCCAGAAAUGGAAAACAAUUAUUUACCACUGGAAAAUAUUUCUUAGAAUUUGAGAAGCCAAACCUCUAUGCAAGCGCUAGACGAUUAAAAAAUGUGCAUCUCAUCAUAUAUCCUAAUUCUCUCCCUUCUCUCUCUUUUUUCUCAAGGUUUUCUAGUCUCAGUUUCAAAGUCUCUGCAAGAGGAAGAAGAUGAAGAUAUGUUGCUUGCUGCAUUAAAUCUAGGAAAAACUCCACAAAAUGGAGAUAAAGGUAUGAACAGAGGAGCUAUACCUUUGCUGAAGUACUACAAGACUGAAGACAGCAGUGUUUUCAAUGAUAAGAAUGCUGGAAACAUGAAGUUUUUGGACAGAGGUUCCAGACAUGAUUUCUUCAAUCAUGUUAUGCCAAUCAACUUAGGUAGAAAGCAACUACCUUAUCCUGCACUGAAGGGAGCCAUGGCUUUUCCAGCUGACACUGAAAUUCAAAAUACUGAGUCAAUACAGGAAAGAGAGACUACAGAUGAAGAAAAUUCAGCUAAAUUUCCUAUAGGAAGAAGAGAUUUUGACAGUAAAUAUAUUUUAUUUUUACACAGAAAAUUAUUUCAUUCUGGUAAAGUAUACUGCAAUGUCAAUAUAGCAAUUUGGUAA
Messenger RNA from Serinus canaria (Common canary), 3038 nucleotides. RefSeq names its product pro-melanin concentrating hormone (gene PMCH). Gene Ontology annotation, biological process: chemical synaptic transmission; behavior. Gene Ontology annotation, molecular function: type 1 melanin-concentrating hormone receptor binding; melanin-concentrating hormone activity. The record is from RefSeq and is a predicted model, not a curated record. Lineage: Eukaryota; Metazoa; Chordata; Aves; Passeriformes; Fringillidae. The transcript has 2 exons. The coding region runs from base 2505 to 3038 and encodes 177 amino acids.